AUGAUCAAACCACCAUAUAAACAUUCAUUACAUUUAUAUCGUCAUACACUUCGAUAUAUUCGUUCAUCAUCUUUACCUUUUCCUUAUUUACGUUCAAAACUGCAUUACAAUACUCGGGAAUUAUUUGAAAUUUAUCGUGAUGAACAAGAUGAAAAUAAGGUUAAUAUGUUGAUAAACUGGGGAUGGAGAGAUUUGGAAUUUUUAAAAGCAUGGAAAUUUGUAGAGAAAGAUUCAAUAUUAGGUUGGAAAACUGAUAUUAGCAAAUGUCGUCAAUUUACUGAUUUACCAACAAAUGCACAAAAAUAUAUUAAGUUUAUUGAAAAACAUUUAGAAGUACCAGUUGAAUGGAUAGGUGUUGGUGUUAAUCUAAACAACGAGAUAACCGAAAAAAUGGUUGAUAAAGGCAAGCGCAAACUUUAUGAAACUAGUACAGGUACUUCCAGCGCAACAAACAAGAUCAAAAUAAGUGAUUGGUCAUCUUUCAUCACCUCAGAAAAUUACCAAAACACGUUAUCUCGAGUUGACUCGGAAACAUUUAUUGAAGUAGUCACUAAAAGAAUUAAAAAUAUAGAAAACAAGGAUGAUUUGUUAAAUGAUAUUCUUGACUUUGUUCCUGAGAAUGGGUUUAUUGUUGCUAAAUUAAAAUAA
Messenger RNA from Entrophospora sp. SA101, 648 nucleotides. NCBI's taxonomy places the organism in Eukaryota, Fungi, Glomeromycota, Glomeromycetes, Entrophosporales, Entrophosporaceae. The record is from the annotation of a GenBank genome assembly.